Portunus trituberculatus (swimming crab) is the source of this 2723-nucleotide messenger RNA. RefSeq names its product nuclear cap-binding protein subunit 3-like. Gene Ontology annotation, cellular component: cytosol; nucleus. Gene Ontology annotation, molecular function: RNA 7-methylguanosine cap binding; mRNA binding. The record is from RefSeq and is a predicted model, not a curated record. NCBI's taxonomy places the organism in Eukaryota, Metazoa, Arthropoda, Malacostraca, Decapoda, Portunidae.
CAAAUCGGCGCCACUGUUCCGCUUCCUCUCAACUCGGCCCAUUCACUCAGCCCUUUCACGGCCUACAUUUUUCGAUUUCCUAGGCCUAUUUAGACCUCAAUGGCCGCGCGGGGAGGCCUAGGCGGUGCGGGGUUUACUAAUCUCAAGAUCCAGGUCCCCAAUGACUUACAGGAAGAGGAAGGGGAGGUGAUGGACGAAGAAAUGGAAGAAGGAGAGGCGAGUGAUGAAGAGGUGGAAGUCAAUGUUGUGAUCGAGGCUGCGGUAAAUAAACCCAUUUUGGAGAGGAUACGGCGGCCCGGGGUGGUGAGUGCCCCGCGCCGCCCACCGCCUGACCCUCAAGCCGUCGCCAAACUGUACAGGAGCUUAGGGGUGACCGAGGAAGACUUUGCGGUGGGUCACUAUCGCGGCGACACCCUGCAUGUGUGUGGCGCCGAGGACCUCACCAGCCACGACCUCCUGCGCUACUUCUCCGCCUACACACCCUUAGAAGUCGAAUGGGUUUCCGAGGGCGCCUGCAAUGUGCUCUGGGCAGACAUAGAUGGGCCUAUACAUGCUCUCUUAGGCCUAUCAUGUGCCAUACAGCCUACCACCACCACCACCACCACCCACAGAGGGAAGAAAUCUACUACUACUACUACUACUGCUACUACUGCCACUGCUGUUAGUAAAAGUAAUAAGGUCCCGAAAAAACAACAACAACAACAACAACAACAAGAGAAGAAGAAGAAGAAGAAGAAGAAGAUCAUUGAGAAGAAGAAGAAGAGGAGCAGAAGUGUCUCUAGCAGCAGCAGCAGCAGAUCCUCCUCCUCCUCUUCCUCCUCCUCCUCCUCCUCUUCCUCCUCCUCUUCCUCCUCCUCCUCCUCCUCUUCCUCCUCCAGUGACAGCGAGAGCAGUAGUUCGUCGGAAGGGAAGAAGAAGAAGAAGAUGGAGAUAGAGGAGGGGUCAGUGAGUGCCAGGGAGGUGCCAAUUGCAGUGCCAGGGGGCCGUUGGAGGCUGGGGGUGCCGUGCCCUCAUGCCAAGGCGCUCCUUAUGAGGUUCGCUUCGAGGAACGACAAGAAAACGGUUGUCGAUGUGAAGGGAAACUCCUCAAAAGUGAACGUCAGGCCGGAUUUGCAAGGAAUUGGUCUACUCAGCAAGAACGGCCGUAGAAGGAUGCGAGAGGCCCAGGGGAGGAGGGUGGGCGGCGCAGGGGAUGGCUGGGGGGUCGAGGAAGGGCUGGGGGCCACUAAGAACCCCUGGGGUAGCCUGGCUUUGAACUGGGGAAGGAGAGAAAGCCAAGAAGGUGACAGCUUUAACUACCAAGAUCUUCUCAACCAGCACAGACAGAGAUCGAUUGGAGGGAAGAGGAAGAGGAUUGACAGUGAAGAGGAGGAGGAGGAGGAGGAGGAGGAAGAGGAGGGAGGAGAGGAGGACAGUGAUGAAGUUGUACAAUGGAAGACAAGAAUUAAGACUCCAAGGAUGAAGAUGUACGCAGAUCUCGAACAAAAACGAAGAAAAACAAAAAUAUCGCAGAGUUCGGCCAUUGUCUCUCGGAAGUUGGACAUCAGGGAGCGAUUGGGGGGCCUAGGUGGGCGUGGGGGGCCUGGAGGGGGGGUCAGGGAGAGGCUAGGGGGAGGGGGUAGGCCUAUGAGCAGGAGGCCUAUGGAUUUAAGGGCUAAAUUGUCCAAUCAGAGGAAGAAAGAGAGAAAUGAUAGUUAUUCGAAGAGUAGGUUUGUCGUAUGUCCAGAUGAAGAUUGAGAGAGAGAGAGAGAGAGAGAGAGAGAAUAAGGUUUGCGAUAUUUUUCCUGAGUGUUCAAUUAUUGUUUUAACAGUAAUAUAAAUUUGUGAAUAUUUUAUUAGAAGUAACUUUAAAAAUAUAUUGUGUUCAUUAGAGAGAGAGAGAGAGAGAGAUAUUAAUGCAAAUUUUCAAAAGGUGUUACUCCUAAGGUCAUUCAUUUAUGAUUUUAAAAAAGUUGUUAUUUCACUAUUUUUUAUUAUUAUUAUUAUCUGUGUUUUAUUUUGUCAUUUAUUUUUCAUUUAUUAUCAUCAUUAUUGUUAUUUUUAUUAUUAUUUUCUUCAUCAAUAAAUGUGUAUAAAUAUUAUGUCAUUUAUUUAUGUAUUUAUUAUUAUUAUUAUUUGUAUUUUAUUUCCUCAUUUAUUUUUCAUUAUUAUUAUUGUGAUUUUUAUUAAUAUUAUUUCUAUUAUUUUCUUCACCAAUAAAUGUGUGUAAAUUCUUGAGUUAUUUUUCGUAUUAUCAUUAUUAUUAUUUUUAUUUCCUCAGAUAUUUUUUUUUCAUUAUUAUUAUCAUUAUUAUUGUUGUUAUUCAUUAUCAUCAUCAUCAUUAUUAUUAUUAUUAUUAUUAUUAUUUUCUUCACCAAUAAAUAUGUAAAUUGUAGAGUUAUUAUUUCACUUAUUUUUCAUAUUAUCAUUAUUAUUAUUUUUAUUUCCUCAUUUUUUUCAUUAUUUAUUAUUAUUAUUAUUGUUGUUAUUCAUUAUUUUCUUCAAUAAAUGUGUAUAAAUUGUAGAAUUAUUAUUUCACUUAUUUUUCAUAUUAUCAUUAUUAUUAUUUUUAUUUCCUCAUUUUUUUCAUCAUUAUCAUUAUUAUUAUUGUUAUUCAUUAUCAUCAUCAUUAUUAUUAUUAUUAUUAUUAUUAUUAUUAUUUUCUUCACCAAUAAAUGUGUGUAAAUUGUAAAGAUAGACGUAAUUGUAACAGUUUCAAAAUACAAUAAUACUAUUCUGGGUAA